Molecule: messenger RNA, 321 nt
Organism: Oncorhynchus tshawytscha (Chinook salmon)
Lineage: Eukaryota; Metazoa; Chordata; Actinopteri; Salmoniformes; Salmonidae
Product: phospholipid-transporting ATPase FetA-like
Exons: 5
Biological process (GO): phospholipid translocation; Golgi organization
Cellular component (GO): plasma membrane
Molecular function (GO): ATPase-coupled intramembrane lipid carrier activity
Source: RefSeq, a predicted model, not a curated record
AUGGACACCGCUGGCGCUUGUGCCUUCCUGGCCACGACUAAUGCCAUUAAGACGUCUAAGUACAACACAUUCAACUUCCUGCCACUCAACCUCUUCGAACAGUUCCAGAGGAUCGCCAACGCUUACUUCCUCAUUCUGCUGUUACUCCAAGUGAUUCCUGCAAUCUCCUCUCUGUCCUGGUUCACAACCGUGGUCCCUCUGGUCCUGGUGCUGUCUGUGACGGCUGUUAAAGACGCUACAGACGACAUAAACCGCCACAGGAGUGACAACCAGGUGAACAACCGGAAGGUCACAGUGCUCAUCGAUGGAGAACUACGGAGU